CAGCGCUUGCGCACAUCCGGUGGUAUAUAUUUUGCCACGAGUUAGCGGCGAAUUUGGAGAGUGUCCAUUUUGAGCAGCGAAUCGCCGUCUCCACUUUUUCCCUCUAAAAUCUCUUGUAAAACCCACCGUCAGAAUGGCAGAUGCUGAGACACUCCUCAUGGAAACAUCAGACCAGAACGGAAAUGAGGGAGAAGAAGACCUGAAUGGAGCUGAGCAGGAGGCGGAGCUGAUGGCUGGAGACGAAAGCCAGGACGCCACAGACAACGGCACUGACGGAGGCAAGAUCGACGCCAGCAAGGGAGAGGAGGAUGCUGGAAAAAUGUUCGUGGGUGGCCUCAGCUGGGACACAAGUAAAAAGGACCUGAAGGAUUACUUCAGUAAAUUCGGCGAGGUUUUGGACUGCACCAUCAAGAUAGACUCAAACACCGGCCGGUCGCGAGGCUUUGGCUUCGUCCUCUUCAAGGACUCUGCUAGCGUUGACAAGGUGCUGGCACAGAAGGAACACGGUCUUGACGGUCGUACGAUCGACCCCAAGAGGGCGAUGGCCAUGAAGAAGGAGCCUGUGAAGAAGAUCUUCGUUGGGGGUUUGAACCCAGAGGCAACCGAGGACUCCAUCAGGGAAUAUUUUGGGGCUUUUGGAGAGAUUGAGACGAUCGAACUCCCUAUCGACCCCAAGUCAAAGAAGAGGAGGGGUUUCAUCUUCAUCACGUUCAAAGAGGAAGCCAGCGUCAAAAAGUGUCUGGAAAAGAAGUUCCACAGCAUCCAGGGUGGCAGGUGUGAGCUGAAGAUCGCCCAGCCAAAGGAGGUCUACCAGCAGCAGCAGUACGGUGGAGGACGUGGCGGUGGUUAUGGAGGACGGGGAGGAAGGGGCCGUGGAGGUCAGAGCCAGGGCUGGAACCAGGGCUACGGAAACUACUGGAACCAGGGAUACGGCAGCCAGGGAUACGGCUAUGGAGGAUAUGGGGGCUAUGGCAACUACGACUAUUCAUCUGGUUAUUAUGGAUAUGGCCCCGGAUAUGACUACAACCAGGGCAACGCCAGCUACGGUAAAACCCCACGGCGGGGGGGACAUCAGAGCCAAUACAAGCCAUACUGAUGAUCACGUGGUAGUUCAAGACCUCCAGUGAUCCAGUAAGACGACGGCUGGGCGGACACACUGGGCAUGACUCGACCUCUUUUAUGACAGAAGACCAUUUGUACAGAAACCAUCUGAAAUGUAACUUUCCCUUUUUUUUAAUCCUAUUCAUUUUUAGGUUUUACGUUUCCCUUUGGUGUUCUUUAUUUUUUUUCUUCCCUCCCACAUUUCCAUCAAUGGAAGUGUAAUUUUUACUGUACUUUUUGGUACCUGUUUUGAUUCUAAUGUAUUGUAAGGCUUGUAUUUUACAUGUUUGCUGGCUUUACAGGUUGAAAAUCUUGGCGCUGUAAAGGAGCUUUUUUGACACAAUAAAAACAGUUUUCAGUACCUUUUUUUUCCUGAGUUUCUAGGUUCGUGGGGUUGAUGACAAAAUGCUGACCAGAUUUAGUGACACAUUAUCUGUAAUUAUGAAAGGUAUAAGUUGUCUUCAUACUCAGUUGUGCUCACCAUGCCCCCUAAAAUAACUAUAAUUGGUAUUUCCCCUGUUUCUGUGGAAUCGAGUGAUGAUUUGAAGUAGUUUAUAAUCCUGAACACUGAAAUGGUCUGUAAGUUUGUUUCUUUGACUUUAGCAGGGAGAUAAACAUCUAAGAGUGCAGGAUGUAAGAGGGAAAAUGCUGAAGAUAAAUAUGGACUUCCUGUUAAAUCACCUUUUUUUAAGUUUUUAAAUUGUUUAUCAUCCAUGCUCAUUAGUUUGUGUUCUUUAAGUGCCGCUGGUUUUAGAAAUAACUGCUCUGAAGUUAAAUGUCUGCUUAGAUUUUCUGGACUGGCUUCAGUUCACUGGAGUCUCCUCAGAUAGUGUCUGGCAAUUUAUUAGUAAUAAACAUUCUGGUUUGUAA
Messenger RNA from Cheilinus undulatus (humphead wrasse), 1971 nucleotides. RefSeq names its product heterogeneous nuclear ribonucleoprotein A/B-like. Gene Ontology annotation, molecular function: RNA binding. The coding region runs from base 134 to 1096 and encodes 320 amino acids. The record is from RefSeq and is a predicted model, not a curated record. Lineage: Eukaryota; Metazoa; Chordata; Actinopteri; Labriformes; Labridae. The transcript has 9 exons. Gene Ontology annotation, cellular component: nucleoplasm. Gene Ontology annotation, biological process: regulation of gene expression.